Cornus florida is the source of this 4036-nucleotide messenger RNA. RefSeq lists its product as uncharacterized. The coding region runs from base 250 to 2946 and encodes 898 amino acids. Gene Ontology annotation, biological process: regulation of DNA-templated transcription; nuclear-transcribed mRNA poly(A) tail shortening. The transcript has 16 exons. Gene Ontology annotation, cellular component: P-body; CCR4-NOT core complex; nucleus. NCBI's taxonomy places the organism in Eukaryota, Viridiplantae, Streptophyta, Magnoliopsida, Cornales, Cornaceae. The record is from RefSeq and is a predicted model, not a curated record.
GAUAACGUUGAAAGCGUACGCGGCGAAUUGGAGCAGACAUCAACAGCACUGAAUUCAAUUAUAUAUUUUACAGUCUCCCUCCAGUCCCACAGUUGCAUUACCAAACCGUUCUUCUGUCUCAGUGAACUGACCCUGUAAUCUCUCUCUCUGCCCAUCGUUGCAACUAGAAGAAAAGCCAGAGACGAACAGAAUACCCUCUAGGGUUUGGAUGAUCUCUCUCUCUCCCCAUUCUUCAUUUUCAGUUCCACAAUGGGAGCUAGUCGGAAGCUACAGGGCGAGAUUGAUAGAGUUCUGAAGAAGGUUCAGGAGGGCGUCGAUCUUUUCGGCAGCAUCUGGAACAAGGUUUACGACACUGACAAUGCAAAUCAGAAGGAAAAGUUUGAGGCCGAUUUGAAGAAGGAGAUCAAGAAACUUCAAAGGUACAGAGAUCAGAUCAAAACAUGGAUUCAAUCGAGCGAGAUCAAGGAUAAGAAGGUUAGUGCCUCUUAUGAGCAGGCUCUAAUGGAUGCUCGCAAGCUCAUUGAGCGUGAAAUGGAAAGAUUUAAGAUAUGUGAAAAAGAAACCAAGACAAAAGCAUUUUCUAAAGAAGGUCUUGGCCAACAACCUAAAACGGAUCCAAAGGAGAAGGCUAAAUCAGAGACGAGAGAUUGGUUGAACAAUGUGGUCAGUGAGCUGGAAUCUCAAAUUGAUAGCUUUGAAGCUGAGAUUGAAGGGCUAUCUGUCAAGAAAGGGAAAACAAGGCCUCCCAGAUUGACACAUUUAGAGACGUCUAUUACACGGCACAAGGCUCAUAUAAUGAAGUUAGAAUUGAUUCUGAGGCUACUGGAUAAUGAUGAAUUGAGUCCUGAGCAGGUCAAUGAUGUUAAGGAUUUCUUGGAUGACUACGUUGAACGUAAUCAGGAAGACUUUGAAGAAUUUAGUGAUGUUGAUGAGCUAUACGACUCUUUACCGUUGGACAAGGUGGAGUCUCUUGAAGAUCUAGUUACAAUUGGUCCUCCUGCCCUUGUUAAGGGUGUGGUAGCCACCAGUGCAGUUUUAAGCCCGAAAAGUUCUCUGACUGCAUCGCCAGCUCAACCACCGGGUGCUGCUUUCCAGGAGCAUGUUGAGGAGACACUUUCCCAGGACACUAAUUCUGAUAUUGCUGCAAGGACACCACCGUCUAAAAGUAGCGGAAUUGCUUCUCCCACUGCAUUAACACCAGCAGGAAGCCAUGCAACUCCAGUUGCUCCAAAUGCUUCAGGCCAUAAUUUGUCCAGUGCAUCAACUGCUUCAUCAAUUAUUACAGGUCCAACAUCUGUUCGAGGUGUCUUGGAAAAUGCAGUUGCUGCUGUUUCUUCAUCUCCAGUAUCUAACACUGCUAAGGAAGAAGAAAUUGCAAGCUUCCCUGGUCGUAAAUCUUCUCCAGCCCUUGCUGAAACUGGACUUGGGGGCACUGGUAGAGGUGGCCUAUCCAUCCAACAUUCGACUAGUAUCACACUUAAUUCUGGCAGUGCAUUUCCCAGCAAUGGAGCCCUUGGCACUGUUCCCUCUGCCUCUGAAAUUGCGAAGAGAAAUAUAGUAGGAGCUGAUGAGAGACUUGGGAGUAGUGGCAUGGUGCAGCCUCUGGUAUCCCCGCUAAGUAAUAGAAUGAUCUUUUCCCAGGUGGCCAAGGCUAAUAAUGGAACUAGCGCAGCUGAUAGUGGCAAUGCUGGUGAGUCUGCAGUUAUGGCUGGCAGGGUUCUCUCCCCUUCCAUGGUUGCCGGUAUACAGUGGAGGCCCGGAAGUUCCUUCCAGAACCAGAAUGAAGCGGGUCAGUUUCGUGGAAGAACUGAAAUUGCACCUGACCAGAGGGAAAAGUUUUUACAGAGAUUCCAACAGGUGCAGCAACAAGGUCCGAGUAACAUUCUUGGCAUGCCUCCUCUCGUUGGAGGAAAUCAUAAGCAGUUCUCCGCACCAAAACAAAACCCGCACUUGCAGCAGGUCAAUUAUCAAAGCUCAUCUCUCUCGUCUCAAGUUGGGUUGGGACUUGGAGUCCAAGCAGCAGGUCUUAAUACUGAUACAUCUACCUCCUUACCGCAACAGCCAAAUUCAGUCCAGCAACAGUCUACUUGGCAGGCAUUGGUGACAGGGCCAAAGGAUGCUGAAGUCGGCCAACUGAAAGUUGAAGAGUUGCAGCUACAGCACACUUUAUCUGAUGAUUCAACCAUGAAAUCUGCUCCCAGUUCUGGGCUUGGCAAGAAUCCCUUGAACGAGGAUGAUUUGAAAGCUUCGUAUGCGUUGGAUACACCUACAGCAGAUUCUGGCUCUUCGACAGAGCCUACCCAAGUUCUAAGGGAUACCAAUUUCUCUCCAGGGCAACCUUUACAAUCCAAUCAACCUUCUGGCAGUCUUGGUGUCAUCAGUCGAAGAAGUGUUUCUGACCUUGGUGCCAUUGGAGAGAGUAUCAGUGGAUCAGCUGUGAAUUCUGGGGGAAUGCAUGAUCAGUUAUACAACUUGCAGAUGCUAGAGGCUGCUUAUUACAAACUUCCUCAGCCCAAAGACUCCGAACGCACAAGGAGCUACACUCCAAUAUGGAAGUCAUUUAAGCACCCUGCAGCAACCCCUCCGUGCUAUCCUCAAGUUCAGGCACCCAUUGUCAAUAAUCCUGCUUUCUGGGAACGAAUUGGAUCUGAUAAUUAUAGCACUGAUACCUUAUUUUUUGCAUUUUACUUUCAACAGAAUACGUAUCAGCAAUAUUUGGCUGCAAAAGAAUUGAAGAAGCAAUCAUGGAGAUACCAUAGGAAAUACAACACAUGGUUCCAACGGAAUGAAGAGCCAAACGUUACAGCUGAUGAAUUCGAACAAGGGACAUAUGUGUACUUUGAUUUCCAUAUUGCCAAUGAUGAGAUUCAACACGGAUGGUGCCAGAGAAUCAAGACUGAAUUCACUUUCGAGUACAGCUAUCUUGAAGAUGAACUCAUCGUAUAGAAUAUGUGCAGAAUCUGUCAACAUUGAUGAUCCAUCAUCAACUUCUGGUUUGUAGCAUGCUAACUUUGCUUGAAGUUUUAUAUAAUAUGUUUUGCAGUUUGCAACUUAGAAAAUUGUCCAUUUUUACUAGGUUUUUUCAAUGGUUAAUGACCAUGUUAAUGAUUAAGUACGGGCAGUAUCUGUACUGUCCCCUGUAGAUCUGACUCCACUGGACUCCCUAUUGUUGCAGUCUUAUGAAGUAGUCUCCUCUCAAAAUUGCUCAAUUUACCUUGUUUUAAUGGUCAGAUUUCUCUUUGCCUUUCUACAGUCCAAACCCAGGAGUAUAUUGCCAUUAUAGCUAGCUGCAUUUUUCAUUCUGCGAGAGGGAUAAGCAGCUAUCGUACACAUGCAAUGCACAUGAUCUGUUCAUUGAGUUAGUUAAAUGAGACGCAGGAAAAUUAUUUAGAUUUUGCCUGUAAUUAUGAAAAAAUGAUAUCGAAACUCAAAAAAUAAAAAAAUAAAAAGAGAAAAAGAAAGAUUUUGAGUUACUCCAUUUCUUAUGAUAUAUGAAUUCAAGAAAUCAAGCUGUCCUCUUUGUUUUUUUCCCCCUUUCUUUUUCCAGAAUUUCAAGAUUAUCUAACAGGUUAUGGAUUGGGACAGGAUCAGAAAAUGGUUAUACCUGGAUGUUUGGAUAAUUUAUUAUGAAAUUGUCUAGUUGAGGGCAUUGAUCAUUUUUGACUUCCUGUUAUGUACUCUUUCAUUCUUUAAUUUCAAAAGGAGAUCUAUUUACAAAGCUGUGUGAAUCCUUCUUCACCAGAGUCAAUUUCAUUCUUUAGUCAAUUGUAUUUUUUUUUACUAGCGUCCAUUUUAUCUUUUUUAUUUAUUUAUUUUUAUUUUUUUUAAGAGACAGGAUUGAUAGUUUGAGAUCACUUCUCUUUAUAAUAAGGAAUUUUCUAUUAUGCAAGUGUAUUCUAGUUUUUUUUUUUUUAAAUAUAUGUAAACUAUUUCUGCUUCUCUCAACAUGCUACUUUUCAUUUGAAAGGAAAGAAAAAAGAAAAUUGGUAUCUAAUUCUACAAGAGGAGCUGCGCAGAAAGAUCUUUUACAUCAUCG